Molecule: messenger RNA, 2679 nt
Organism: Copidosoma floridanum
Lineage: Eukaryota; Metazoa; Arthropoda; Insecta; Hymenoptera; Encyrtidae
Product: polynucleotide 5'-hydroxyl-kinase NOL9
Biological process (GO): cleavage in ITS2 between 5.8S rRNA and LSU-rRNA of tricistronic rRNA transcript (SSU-rRNA, 5.8S rRNA, LSU-rRNA)
Cellular component (GO): nucleus
Molecular function (GO): polynucleotide 5'-hydroxyl-kinase activity
Source: RefSeq, a predicted model, not a curated record
GGUUAUAAAGUUUCUUACAUGUACGUUGUCGAGAGGGAAAUGAUUAUGAAAAAACGUAAGAGAAAGCAUUGCUCAGAUCACUCCGAUGAUAAUCCUGAGGGCAAAGUAUUUGAUGAUGAUAAGUUCAAAGUAUAUAUUAAAAAGUCAAAUAAAAAAAGCUCAUCAAAAGACAAAAAAAAGAAAUCCAAGGAUUCUAGUGAGUCCAAUUUCCACAAUUCAUUAGUUAAGAAGUUUAAAAAAAAGAAAAAACAUGAUGCUAGUCAUAGUCAUGAAGCAAAACUAGAAUUUCACAAUUCAUCAUCAAAUACUUCCACUGUAUCUUCGGUUCCGAUGAUCACCAAACCUGAAGUCAACCAGGCAACUGCAGGGUUCAAUGCAGUUAUAAAUAAUAGUACUUUAUUACGCAACAACAUGAGAGAUUCGCCAAGACAACAAAAUAUCCAAAAAUUCUUAUCAGAGCCAUCAAAAAUCGAAUUUUCGACACUUGGAGUUAAUAUAUCUCAGGAAGUUAAUAUUAGGCCUGAUGAUGGUGAAUUAUUAGAAAUAGAACUAUCAGCUGCUGAUUCUAGGGAAGUUGAUGAUCUUGAUACAGAAAGUAAAGUUACAAAAGCUUAUUCAAAUAAGUCAGAAAAAUCGUAUAACUCUCAACUUUUAAAAAAUUACAUCAGAGAUAGUGCCCGUGAACAUUUAUGGGCUACUCGUGAAGUAAUGAGAACUAAUUCAGAAGAAAAGACCAUAUCAAUACUAGCUGUCAACAAGAAAGAGAAAGAGGGUGAAAGCCAUCAAGUACAAACAGAUGGUUUAAACAGUACAAACCACCAAUCCAGUAAAAAUUCAGAUAUUGUUCGAGCAAUUAAAGGUUUUUAUGACGAAAUGACGGGAAACCCUGAAUAUUUCACCUAUGAACAUACAAAACUAGACAAAAAGAAAAAAGCAAUUGUACCUGUUGACAAUUUGGUAAAAGACACUGAUAAUUUGUCAGACAUUGUUAAAAAAACUGUAGAAGACUCAGAUGAUUCACUUCCCACAAACCAAUCUGCACAGUUUUUCUCUUUAGAAAAUAGAGUAAUACUAGUUCUUAAGCCACAAACUCAGUUUUCGUUUUUAGGAAAGCUCAAGUUACAAGUUUUGUAUGGUGCUAUCAAGCUUUAUGGAUCAGUUUUUCAUUUCAGAAAUACAGCAAAACCUGUGGAAGCUUAUUCACCCCGUGGUUAUAGCUCUCUUACUAUGACAACUUUUUAUCUUGAUGGUGCAUAUGACAAGGAAGCUUUGUGGGAUGCUUUAAUAUUGGAAGGUGUAGACAGAUCUUUAAAAACUAAAUUGCAUGACGCUGUAACAGAAUGCACAGAUGAGUGGUCUGUCCUCUUACUUGAGAACUUUGAAAACACAUUAACAAACUUUUUAAGCAAUUACUGUCCUUUAAAGUUGUUUCCUAAAAUAGACAAUACAAAGUAUAUGUGGUGCGAUUCUAAAAGGGCUGAAUGCGUCGUACAAGCUAAUUUUCAGUUUUGCAACUCCAGUAAUGAAAUAUCAAUUUGUCCACAAUGGAACGAAAAAGUGACAAGGCAACUGUUGAUCCAAUGGGAUUCCCACAAAUUCUUGCAUACCAUGAUUGUGGGUGGUAAAGGAGUAGGAAAGUCCACGACAGCUCGUUAUCUAAUCAACAGUCUGUUGUUCUACUCGAAAAAAAUCAUUUUACUUGAUCUUGAUCCUGGACAGGCGGAAAUGACACCUGCAGCUUGUAUGUCGUUAAAUGUCAUUGAUGAGCCAUUGUUAGGUCCAAACUUUACACAUCUCAAAACGCCAUUUUAUCAUGUAUAUUUAGAGGAUAUAAAUGUGUCCAACUGUAUUACUCGAUACAUAGAGUGCACUAAAAAACUGGUUGAGUUUUACCAGAGUAGAAAAGAUUUAGCACAUUAUCCACUUAUUGUAAACACAAUGGGAUUCUGCAAAGGCAUUGGACUAGAUAUCUGCAUUUUUUUGAUUAAACUAAUUGAACCCAGCAAUGUAAUCCAGAUACUAUCUAAAAGACCUAAAAAUAACUUUGAAUUUGCAUUACUCAACCAUACUGUUAAUGAACACAAAUUUUCUUUGAUGUGCUUAAACAAUGAUAGCCAAGUAUCAAAAAAAGCAUGUAUUUACGAGUUGCAUUAUGUACCAACUAUGGCAGAAGGAAAACGUCACUUUGAAACUUGGAAUAUGGAGCCUAGGCAACAGCGUGAACUUGUACUACUUUCUUACCUCAGUCAAAUUAUAAAAAAUGCAGAUGAUGAAAACUUCUGCAAUGCCGUCUCGAAUAACAUUAAUAACAUUGUUCCGUAUGAGCUGCCAUUUUCGUCUUUUUAUGUGACUCUCAUCAAAUCAAUGAUUUCACCUACACAUAUACUUGCGGCGAUGAAUGGAAAUCUCGUAGCCUUAUGUGGGAUAGACUUAGAUGACGAUACUUCUCAAAAGAGCAGAGAAUGUUUGAAGUACCCUAUGGUCCUAAUAAAACCACCGCCUUGCACUUGUUAUGGAUUUGAGUUGGCACGGUGCAUCAACCCGAUCAAAUCAGAGGUCGCACGGUGGCGACACCUAGUAAGCCAUGAUCACAGCUGACGGCGAGAAGUGCGCGCGCCAAGCUGCUUUUGCUAUCACCUACCGGCUGCUGUGCUUCGGCCGCUCUCUCUCUUGUGCUGA